Messenger RNA from Nicotiana tabacum (common tobacco), 1011 nucleotides. RefSeq lists its product as uncharacterized. NCBI's taxonomy places the organism in Eukaryota, Viridiplantae, Streptophyta, Magnoliopsida, Solanales, Solanaceae. The record is from RefSeq and is a predicted model, not a curated record.
AUGGUUAAGACUAUAAGAUCAGAUAAUGGCACAAAGUUUUUUAAUACUCAGUGCAAUGAUCUGUAUGCAUCUCUAGUGAAGUUCUGGGGAGACUGUGUGAAGACAACUAUGUACUUGACCAACAAGCUGCCUUCAGAUGUCUUGAAAGAGAAGUCUCCUUUUGAAUUGCUACAUAAGAAGCCACCAAAGGUGGAUCAUUUAAGAGUGUUUGGUUGUUUGUGCUAUGCAAGCACAUAUCCUAAAGACACAACUGAAGCUGUUGAAAGAAAUAGCAGGGAUAUGCCACUCGAUCAUGCUAGUGAUCACAAUGCUGAUCAAGUUGACCAAGUUGAAUCCUCUCAAGAACAAGAUGUCAUUCCAGCACCUGAGACUUCAAUACUUGCAUCAGAAGAAAUGACACAAGAAGAGCCACAUGAUCAAAUGCAUCAUACUGCACCUACUGCAGAUCCUCUUAUGUUUCAACCUGUACCAUCAAUUGCAUUUAGAAGAUCAGCUAGAAGGGUCAAACCUUCUAUUUGGCUGAAAUAUUACUAUACUCUUGGGAACUCCUCCAAUCAUAGUUCCUACCCUAUCUCUCAAUAUGUGUCGUAUGACCAUCUUUCAACUCCUUACCAAGCCUAUCUAACAACCAUCUCAACAGAAGUAGAACCAGGGUCUUUCUUAGAAGCUUCACAAGAUGUUAGGUGGGUUGAAACUAUGCAAAAUGAGAUCAAGGCCCUAAAAGAUAACAACACUUGGGAAGUAGUGGACUUGCCUUGUGGAAAAAGGGCAAUUGGGUCUAAAUGGGCAUCUAGACAAUGGAAUAUUAAGCUAACUGAUGCCUUGAAAAAAGCUGGUUUUCUGCAAAUUGCCUAUGACCAUUCACUCUUCACCAAGAAAAGUGGUGCAGAUACAGUGAUUAUAGUGGUCUAUGUUGAUGACCUAUUGAUUACAAGCAGUUGUGAAGCUAUGAUACAAGCAGGAAAGGAAACAUUGCAUUUGAAUUCUAAAGUAAAGGAUCUGCGGAGUUGA